GUAUCUAGGUACUUAAAUACCUUGCAUUCAGUGCCUGAACAGGUGAGGCCUGUCAUGGCAUUGGGAGGUACCUACCUACCUAACCUGGCGACCAGUAACACCGUGGUCAAAUACAGGUGUAGCUGAGCCUACUCCAUGCUAGAGCUCCAUUCGCAUCUGCAACCUGGUCAGUUCCACGUCGGGAUCCUUUUUUGGAGAGGAAGACACCUAAAUCUCCACGACCCCGAACCUGCUGACUACGAGCUCAAGGCACAGCUCUACGGAUACCUGUCCUUGAAACCCCCAUUUCCCUUCCCAUUGUAUCCUACAAUUGGGCAAGCAGCACGGAAUCGAAAGCGACUUGGCAACCAGCCUCCUCCUAAUCCUCACUGUCGGCGCCUUUCCUGUCGCCCAUCACUCACGAGAGCCUCGAGCUCACCCAAGACCGAACGUUGCGCGCUCCCAAAUACUGCCUCUACCACCAGAUCAUGAGUCGAGAUGUCGAUGACCUACUACACGCCGAAGCGGCCUCUACCGUCGGCGCCCGUUCCAGCGUAGACCUACGCCGCACUGGAGGCACAUACACGGUUGCGCCGAGAAUGCAAUAUCGAAGUCGCCCUGUCUCGGUUGCUGUAGACCCAGUGUCUCUGGUCAUGUCCGAAUGUAUAUCAAUCACAUCCGCGAUUCAGAAGCAUGCGCGGUCUCCCCACUCUUCCGUGUCGGCCAUCUUGGGCGGGAGCCCAAACCCCAUUAACCUGGGGUCCCCGAAUUCUUCACCAAGGGGCACUUCCAAGACGUCGGGGGCUGGACUAGGGACAGACGGUGCCCAGGACAUUGGUUCCGCCAACAGAUGGGGUUUGCGUGGGAAGAAGGGCCGCAGCAUACAGGACAAUCCGUUAAUGGCCGGCUUCGGGAAGCUUCGCCAUGAGCUGGCUAGCGUUAGAGAUAUUCGCUCGUUCGAUGCCCUGUCUCUACUCAAUCCGUUCUUGCAGAUAAUCCAGACCAAAGGCACUGCUGCGCCUAUAACGAUUCUCACGCUGGGGGCUUUACGCAAGUUUCUGGCCUACGGCUUCAUUAGUCCCACCUCUCCACGAUUUGCUCUCGCAAUGCAGUCUCUGUCUGCAGCAGUCACUCGCUGCCAGUUCGAUGGAAGUGACGCCGGCCAGGUGGAAGUCGUUCUGCUAAUGAUUCUUCACCUGAUGGAAGACAUGAUGUCGGGCCCUGGAGGCGAUAUUUUGAGUGACGAGAGCGUCUGCGACAUGAUGGGCAGGGGGCUAGCGAUCUGUUCGCAGCCUCGAUUUUCGCCUGUUCUGCGUCGAACUGCCGAAGCAUCAAUGGUCCGCAUGUGCCAGAUUAUUUUUGAAGACGUCAAACAUCUCGAAGUUGAGGCUGGGGAUGAGUCAGACGCCCUUGACAAGCAGACAAUCGCCGACAUGGACAGCGUCAAGAUGGACCCAGUUACCAACACCGCACCAGGCUUACAAGUCACGGGUUCUGAGCAAGACGUCCGCUUGUCCACGUCAAGCUCGACGCCCUUGGAGCCAAACUCCCGUUCUCAAGUAGACUCCGAUUCCGGAGACAGCAAGAUCGACAUUGGAACAGCCGUCGAGACUGAAGGUGAAGCGGACGCCGACGGUGCAGAGAGCGCUGAUUCCUUGGACCUUCGGCCUUACUCCCUACCCUCUGUACGGGAACUAUUCCGGGUGCUGGUCAAUUUUUUGGACCCCAACGACCGCCAGCAUACGGACACGAUGAGGGUUAUGGCACUGCGCAUUAUUCAUGUGGCCCUUGAGGUCUCUGGACCCUCCAUUGCGCGGCACCCAGCUUUGGCCGCCAUCGCUGAAGACAGGCUCUGUUGCUAUCUUUUCCAGCUCGUCAGAUCCGAUAACAUGGCCAUUCUGCAGGAGUCCCUCAUCGUCGCCGGAACACUACUGGCCACAUGUCGUGGUGUGCUCAAGUUGCAGCAAGAAUUAUUCCUCUCCUAUCUCGUAGCAUGCCUUCACCCGUCGGUGGAGAUACCCCGAGAGCCCGGCAUCGACCCGUCACUGUACGCUGGUAUCCCUCAGUCUCCGAAACUCGUCAAGCCUCCACCGUCGCAAACGAGUAGUGGGCGCUCAACGCCAGUGCCGGUUAAAGACCGCCAGAAGCUUGGCCUUGAGGGCGGCGCAAGGAAGCCUGACGCGAGACAAGCAAUGGUCGAACACAUUGGCGUGCUGUCGAGGAUGCCGACUUUCAUGGCCGAGCUCUUCAUCAAUUAUGAUUGCGACGCUGAUCGAGCGGAUCUGUGCGAAGACAUGAUUGGUCUUCUCUCUCGUAAUGCUCUGCCGGAUUCUGCAACCUGGAGCACGACGAGUGUGCCGCCACUGUGCUUGGACGCGCUGCUACGAUACAUCCAAUUCAUAGCUGAAAGGCUGGAUGAGGCGCCUGUUAUUGAUUGCUAUCCUGACGCUACGGAACUGCGGGAGCAGAGACGCAAGAAGAAGAUCAUCAUCAAGGGGACCAGCAAGUUCAACGAGAACCCCAAAGGUGGGCUCGCGUAUCUCGAGGCUCAAGGCAUCGUCGCAGAUGUCAAGGAUCCAAUUGCCAUUGCCAAGUUCUUGAAGGGGACUUCCCGAGUGUCCAAAAAAGUUCUCGGCGAGUACCUUUCCAAGAAGGGCAGCGAGGGUGUACUGGAAGCGUACAUGAACCAGUUCGAUUUCUCUGAGAAACGCGUGGACGAGGCGCUCAGGGGGCUUUUGGAGACAUUCAGACUGCCAGGCGAGUCUGCCUUGAUCGAGAGAAUCGUCACUUGUUUCGCGGACAAGUAUUGUUCCAAAGCGAAGCCGACAGAGGUUGCCAAUGCUGAUGCCGUUUUUGUUCUGACGUACGCCAUCAUCAUGUUGAAUACUGACCAGCACAACCCUAACCUCAAGGGCCAGAAGCGCAUGACUGUGGAAGACUUCGCGCGAAACUUGAGGGGGGUGAACGACGGCAAGGACUUUGCGCCCGAAUAUCUCCAAGAAAUCUUUGACAACAUCAGGACCAACGAGAUAAUUCUGCCCGACGAGCACGACAACAAACAUGCAUUUGACUAUGCUUGGCGCGAGCUGCUAGUCAAAUCGGAAUCGGUGCGGCCGUUGGUUCUCUGCGAGACGAAUAUUUACGAUGCCGACAUGUUUGCUUCCACCUGGCGGCCCAUUGUGUCCACGCUAUCCUACGUCUUCAUGUCCGCCACCGAUGACGCAGUCUUUGCCAGAAUUGUCACUGGGUUCGAUGAAUGCGCUCGAAUAGCGGCCAAGUACAAAAAUACUGAGGCUCUAGACCAGAUCAUUUACUCUCUUAGUCACAUGACGACACUGGCUACCGAGAUGCCUUUCAACACAAGCUUGAACACCGAGGUUCAGGCUGGCGACAGCAGUGUCAUGGUUAGCGAGUUGGCCGUCAAACUGGGAAGAGACUUUAGGGCACAGCUAGCGACUCUGGUUCUCUUCCGAGUCGUUACUGGUAACGAGGAAUUGAUCCAAUACGGCUGGAAACACAUCACUCGGAUCUGGCUUAAUCUCUUCGUCAAUUCUCUGGUUCCCCCUUUUUUCUCCGCAGAAUCUGCAGUCUUGGACAUCACCCCGAUCCCGCUGCAGACCCCAUCCCAAGUCAUUGAUCGAGCGGCAAAGACGGUGGACACGGGCUUUUUUUCUGCGUUCACCAGUUACAUCUCCAGCUAUGCGGCAGAUGAUCCACCAGAGCCCUCCGACGAGGAGUUGGAGAGCACUCUAUGCACCGUCGACUGUGUGAACUCUUGCCAUAUGGGCAAUGUUUUCGCCAACAUAUCCAAACUUUCACCUCAGGACUUGGAACCGUUGGUUGGUGCACUGCUCGAUGCGCUGCCUGAAGAUCAUAGCCCCACAGUCAUAGUAGUGAAGUCGGAGAACGUACCAGCGGCGUCCAUGAACGGACAGAAGCCAACGCAGACAAGCGUUGUGUACGACCCUGCCAUGGCCUACAUACUCGAGUUCAGCACUGUGCUCGCUCUUCGAGAUCAAGACACCGUUCAAAUUAUCGGCAAGAAGGUCAUAGAAGCACUGCAAGCGGUGCUGCGGGAUGCUGGAAAUUACCACUACAUCAUUGUCUCCAGGGCUACCUUCUACCUCCUCAAACUCUUACAGGUCAGCUACGUACAUGACUACAUCAACGUCCCGGUUCUGCUACACACAAUAUCGAGCUUUGCGAAAGAAGUUCUGGCAAAGACUUCCGUCUUGAUGCUCCGGGGGUUGAGGCUGUGCAUCGAUGAGCCUAGCCCUCUACGCAAUGAAAUCAUGACUUCUCCAGACUUCUGGGCCAUCAUGCGGGCGUUGGCAGGGCGCCAGGAGUCAGCGUCACUUGUGUUUGACAUCCUUGAGUUGGGUUGCGGAGGUGCACCACCAGCGAUCAUUGCAGACAAUUAUGAAGCGGCGAUUUCUUUACUUGGUGAAUUUGCGUCUGGAGCUGGGCGGGCUGUGCUCAUGGAACGCAAGCUCGAAACACAGCAGCGCAAGGUACACGAAGGAACUCGCGAGAAAACAAACAGUGUCAACGAAGCUAUUACACGUGGGUCCAAGGCGGUCAACAGCAUCUACAACAUGACAGCACGUAUCCCCUUCUUGAUGAAGCAAUCUCAUCUAGAAAGCAGCGAAGCUUGGUCCGCCUACUGGCUGCCUAUCUUUCAGGCACUCACAACGCAAUGUACAAACCCAUGUCGCGACGUACGCCUCCAGGCUUUCACCUCGCUGCAGCGAUCGCUGCUCUCUCCCGAUCUGACUUGCAGCGACCAUAAGGAAUGGACAGCCAUCUUUGGCGAGGUCUUGUUCCCACUGAUCCAUAAACUCUUGAAGCCAGAGGUCUUCUCCUCAGACCGGGACGGCAUGAGCGAAAUGCGGGUUCAAGCCGCAUCUUUGCUGUGCAAAGUCUUCCUUCAAUACCUGGUGUUGCUCUCAAAGUGGGACGGAAUGCUGGAUCUUUGGGUGAAGAUUAUCGACAUCAUGGAUCGGUUGAUGAAUAGUGGCCAGGGCGAUAGCCUCGAGGAGGCAGUUAGGGAAAACCUGAAGAAUGUAGUUCUUUUCAUGGCAAGUAGCGGCUUCCUUGUUUCUCCCACAAAAGAUGCGUCGAAGGAGAAUCUGUGGAACGAGACGUGGAAACGUAUUGAUCGUUUCCUUCCGGAUUUGAAGAGCGACUUGGUUCUAGAAGAGCCCAGGAGCGAAGGAGAGCAAGCGCCAGCUGAGGAGGCGAAUGUAUAGACUCGUAUCCAGGUAGCCCUGUGUAUCAUUUGUUGAACGUCCACAUUUACACAUUGGCCAGCUAAAAGCAGUACGGCAUACUCCAAUAGCCAAGUUACCACGUUGCCUUGAAAGUUAACAAUGCGAUGGCUAACACAUGAGCUU
This is a messenger RNA of Colletotrichum destructivum, 5372 nucleotides long. RefSeq names its product Putative Sec7 domain-containing protein. The coding region runs from base 468 to 5228 and encodes 1586 amino acids. The transcript has 8 exons. The record is from RefSeq and is a predicted model, not a curated record. Gene Ontology annotation, molecular function: guanyl-nucleotide exchange factor activity. Lineage: Eukaryota; Fungi; Ascomycota; Sordariomycetes; Glomerellales; Glomerellaceae. Gene Ontology annotation, biological process: regulation of ARF protein signal transduction.